Messenger RNA from Sclerotinia borealis F-4128, 963 nucleotides. Lineage: Eukaryota; Fungi; Ascomycota; Leotiomycetes; Helotiales; Sclerotiniaceae. The record is from the annotation of a GenBank genome assembly.
AUGUCACCUCCACCAUCAGUCUAUCUCCAACCAGACCGCGAACGCGAACACAGACGUACACAUACACGGGCCCAUCAUGUUACCUCCACUCGCAGUCCAUCCACGGCAUCCACUCUCCGCUCUCCACCCGAAAACCUCAGCGCCAGCGUCGAUUCAUUAGUAAAACCUCAAGUCGCUAGCCAAACUCAACAUCGACCACAUCGAACCCGCCAUUCCCACCCUCCAAUCCAAUCCACCCAUAAUAUCUCCAAUCAACCUCAAUCCCACACCCGCUCCUCCGCCGCAUUGCCCUCUACCACAACCCUAACACCCCGAGAACCUUCCGUCCCCAUCCGUCUUCCUCAUUCUCCUCCCUACGCUAUCUCCUCCCCAGCUACAUUCUCCAGAGCCUCUACUCUUAUCUCCACUCAAGCACCACCCAUCGCUCUCGAAUUCCUCAAUUUCCUCGACGAUCUUGGAGUUUUAGUUUUAUGUAAACCACUUCUCGAACUAUGUAACGUAGAAUGGAUUACGUUAUUUGAUGAUAUGGGAAUUUUCUAUCUGUGUGAACCGAUGGGGGCUAUUAGAAGGGUACUGAGAAAACUGAAGAUUGGGAGAGUAGAUAGGGAGAAGGGAGGGGGAAGUUGUUUAGGAAGUUCGAGUACGUGGGAUAGGGAUACAGUGUCGUGGUUGUCGAAUGUGGCAAGUGAAGUGAGGAGUGGUAGGGGUGGAAGGAGCAAAAGACAUGCUGUUAGUGGUGGGAGGAGUAGAGGGAGUGAAGGUGCAAAUGCGAGUGCGAGGAGCAUGGCGGAGGGUAAUAAAGAAAUCGGGAGUGUAAGCGGAAUUGGAAGUGGAAGUGUGAAUGGGAGUGAGAGGAUCAGUGGUGCGAAUAGGAGGAGAAGUGAGAGAGCAGCGAGUAGUGUAGCGGCGAGUGGUUCAGGGCAGAGCUUAGAAGGGGGGCCUAGAAGAAAGGUUGUUGAUUGA